This is a messenger RNA of Ornithodoros turicata, 3716 nucleotides long. RefSeq names its product phospholipid scramblase 2-like. The record is from RefSeq and is a predicted model, not a curated record. Bases 175 to 1179 code for a protein of 334 amino acids. The transcript is spliced from 8 exons. Gene Ontology annotation, biological process: plasma membrane phospholipid scrambling. Lineage: Eukaryota; Metazoa; Arthropoda; Arachnida; Ixodida; Argasidae. Gene Ontology annotation, cellular component: plasma membrane. Gene Ontology annotation, molecular function: phospholipid scramblase activity.
GCUAGUUGGCACACCAGUCGCGAUUUUAGCAGAGUUCUGGAUUUCAGGCUUCAGGCUUUGCAGCUCGCCGCUUGCGUGGUGAUCGGAUGACAGUUUUUGUUUUUCAUUACUGCAAACGAGCGUGAUAAAAAAAAAACGUUUGUCUUCAACACGUCACUGUGACUGACACUGAACAUGGCCGAUCCGCAAGGAUAUCCCCCGAACGCAGGGUACCCCCAGAAUCCUGGCUACCCCCAGAAUCCUGGCUACCCCCCUUCAGGUGUCGGGUACACAGCUGCACCUGUGGGAUUUGCGUACACCCAGCCUCCCCCUGGUAAUGCCCCAGUCACAUUUGCCCCCAGCCCAGCAGCUGGGUAUCCUCCCCCUGGUGUUGGAUAUGCCCCUCCACCUGGUGGUGCAGCCUAUCCGCCCCCAGCUCAAGGAUAUGCUCCACCACAACAAGUACCUGUAGGCCCAGAUGGAGUACCACUAGCUCCAUUUCAGAGCGGCAGGCCUGGUGUUCCACCAGGUCUUGAAUACCUCACAAUGGUUGACCAGCUGCUGGUCCAUCAGAAGAAGGAACUGCUCGAAGUAUUCCUGGGCUGUGAAACAAGGAACAAGUACACCAUCAAGAACAGCCUUGGCCAGCAGGUGUACCGUGCUAAAGAAGAUACGGACUGCUGCACACGUAACUGCUGUGGAAAGGUGCGGCCGUUUGAUAUUAAGAUUCUCGACAACUCCGAUAAUGAGGUCAUUCAUCUGAGCAGAGGUCUCCGCUGUGAGUGUUGCUGCUGCUUCUGCUGUUUGCAGAGGGUGGAAGUGAUGGCGCCACCAGGCACCCCUAUUGGAGCUGUGGCGCAGGAGUGGAGCUUGUGUGCUCCAAAGUAUAGAGUUGAGAAUGAAAGUGGGGAAUGUGUACUCCGCAUAGAAGGCCCCAUAUGCACCUGCCGUGGCUGUGGUGAUGUGAAUUUUAAGGUGCUCUCUAAGGACGGUGCCACAAAGGUUGGAAAAGUGAGCAAGCAGUGGUCGGGGCUCCUGACAGAGGCCUUCACCGACGCGGAUCACUUUGGAGUCAAUUUUCCGCUGGAUUUAGACGUCCGCAUUAAGGCUGUUCUCCUUGGAGCCUUAUUCCUCAUUGACUUCAUGCACUUUGAACAGAGUGGUGAAGGAAUGUCAGACAUGAUCAGCAGCUUGGCGUAAGACCCAAAGCACGUGCCAUGGCAGUAGGGAGCAUCGUAUUCUUGUAUUGAAGAUGACCCCCUGAAGCCUCCUGGUAAACUCCUCUGGUCCGUGUAACUUCACUGGUUUUGUCAUUCAUUUAGAAACAACCUUGUCGGGUACCCAAUACAAGCGCAGAAACAAUACUCAUCCACCUGUGGCACUGGUUCAGAGCUUCAGAGGUUCAGUGUGACUUUUUGUAAAUGUUGUCUGUGCUAAGCUGAAGUUAGUUUUAUUAAAUGCAGGCUGAUAUGAAGUUAGUUUUAUUAAAUGCAGGCUGAUAUUUUUGAAAAUACUAAGAAAAUCGGCCUCAAGCUGCAUUAGAAAUUGCCUAUCAUUCUGUGUACUGUACUUGUGUAGUAUUGUGCCUUUGCCCCCUUUUUAAGCUCCACAGGGAGAUGCCAAUUUCGAGCCUCGAAGCUCUGAUUACGAUAUUACCUUGACCCAGCCUUCAAGCGUAGAAAUUACUCCGACACUGCAGAGAUUUGUGUGCAGUCUGUUCUUAUCAUUAGAUUCGAAGGUAGUUUGUACUGAGAAAUUUUAGAGCCAUCCCUGAAACAAAAAAAGAGAAGUGCUUGGCAUCCAGCAUUAGUGUAAUGCAAGGAUUUGUUGUGAUCUUCUCUGUUCUGAUUUACCACCUACUGAUACAUAUUGCUGGUUGUUUUUCUUCUGGUGGAAUGUUUAGCCAAAGUAUAACAUGACAUUGCUACACGUGCAGCGUAAUCUCAGCAUCUGUAUCUAGUCAUGAGAAGACAGUUUUCGUUAUGUUCAAGUAGCAAUGCAUCAAAAGAUUUCGUCUAGGUGAUUGAAUUUAGUGUAAUUCAAACUGAAAUUUGCUUCGAUUCGAUUCUAAUUUGCUAAUCACUUUGCACACUCUGGUAGCGUUGUAAAACACGUGGAGGAGUUUUUGUUUCUGAACCGUUUCUUAAGCUAUGUUGACACUGCAGUGUCAAAACUUUGUAACUAUCUCAACUUGGUUACCUGCAGAGCUGUUUUUUGUUGUUGUUGUUGAAAGUUAAGUGCAUACGAUCAACAGGAUGCAAGGUCUACUGUGACACAGUUGUGUACUCUUAGAAAACUGAUACUCUAGUGUUAACAUGGCUUUAUGUGAAGCUCUCUUCUUCCACUACCCGGAGUGUUCACGUUGUUCUGCGUACGAUGUACUUGUGAGCAUGAUUGUCAGUGUGCGGUGUUUGGCCUCUUUCAGUACAAGCGCUUCGUGACAAUAUAACCCUUCCAAUAUGACCAUGUUAUGCCAUAGAAGUUGCACAGCCUAGGUACUUGUAUUAGAACAGUUUUGAACAUAACUGCUGUUGGUUGGGGGACACUCACAAGCAGUCUAAUUCACACCUUUGCAAUAAUGUUACUCUGAAAAUUAACACUGUCAUAGAAGGCCGCAGAGUUCACUGGAGAUGUUCACCGAAGAACAAGACUGUUCACACUUUUACAGAUAGCUUGUUGUCCGGCUUGUUGUCCGGCUAAACGUUACAGGCUCAGAUCCCCGAACUUCCGCUGGCUGGUAUGCUACGAUAGCAGUGCUUUUGUAGUUACGUCAGUGCCACUUGGGAAUUGCUGCUUUUUCGUUCAGUUUCAACCCACCUAUAGGCAAUGUCAUUUAUGCUUUCAGGUUAGCAUAUCUCAGGUUUGCUUUGUACCCACCUGAUAUCCCACACAUCCGUGAAAGCACUAGUCAGGGUUAGUGUUUGAGAAACGUUAAGGAUUUGCUCAGUUGAGUUUUGAGUUUGCUUUUACGUUUUGUGUUGGCAUCAAGGCAAUGACAUCUUUCAUUCUGCAACGAUACAUUUGUGCACUUUUGUACACCUUUGUGCACCUUUAAAGCUAUGUAAUGUUGGUGCUGCAUAGUAUGUUGGUUCGGCUAGAUGCCAAGAAUGAUGUUUAUCCGUAAUCUCAAAGCCCUCUAUGCUUCGUAGGGGCAGUCGUUUUGAACUGCAACGUACAAGUGCUACGUACAAUGACUGUUGUAACCUGCUGGAUGUAUUUUUGGAGCUGUUGUUAGCAUCACGCACAGUAGUAGUUUCUGCUUGAGUGCUGCUGCCCUUCAGCCAUGAAGUUGACGACCGCUGUUGAGAUGUGUUACCCAAUGUUGUGGUUGGGUACUUAAAAGUGCAUACAAUCCGUGAAUCUCUCAGAUACCUCCAUAGAGUGUCUUGCCGUCCAUUGCAAAGUUCAAUGCUUCCACCUUUCUCUAGUAACAGCCUAGCUCCUCCCACAUAGCAUGUAUGCCUGAUAAGUGCAUGCUCAUGUGAUGAAACCAACUACCAAGAUUUCGCAAUGCAAGGAGGUCGCCAUUAUGAAGCCCUCACAUGGCUUUUGUUCACACCGGAAUGUGCAAAGAAACUGACAAUGAGUGUUUUGAAGCUGAAUAUGCAGUGCAUACACCAUGUAUGUGAUGCACAGGCUUGUUGUGCAAGUGUGACGUGUGAUAUUUGCUGCAUUUCUUUUAAAAUGUGCACUUUUGCAUAGCCAGAUAUUCCGCAAAUAUAUUGCCUUCUUCGUGA